Molecule: messenger RNA, 4920 nt
Organism: Gastrolobium bilobum
Lineage: Eukaryota; Viridiplantae; Streptophyta; Magnoliopsida; Fabales; Fabaceae
Exons: 6
Coding region: 1-4920 (1639 amino acids)
Biological process (GO): DNA integration; proteolysis
Molecular function (GO): aspartic-type endopeptidase activity; nucleic acid binding
Source: RefSeq, a predicted model, not a curated record
AUGAUGAAUCAAGGAGAAGAUACCCCGAUUCUUGACUCCAAACUUGAGAUAAAAAGGAGACUGGUGUUGGAUAUUGAGGUUGCUGUUAGUAGUUCGGGAAGUCUUCGUAUUAGAAGUGAUUAUAGCCAACUUAACAUUUCUUGGCAAUUUCCUGCAAUGGGCUAUGUGAAGAUCAAUUCUGACGAUGCAGCUAGCAAUCAUUGGACUCACCAAAGGAAAGACGUGAUUGUGAUUGAUAAUUUCUUCACUGAGAGGAAGGAGAACCUGGUGCACUUGUUUGGGAACCCGAGUUUCGAGCUCAUUCGUCACGAUGUGGUGGAUCCUAUUCUGUUAGAGGUCACUAUAAGAAAAAAGGGAUUUGAUGGCGGUGGUACUGGGGGAGUUAAAAAACCGCCCCUAUGCAUUACUUUGGAUGGAAAUGAUCGCGCGCCAAUUGAUAUUUGGAAAUCACAAUAUUCUAAAUACUACUAUGGAUGCAAAGAAAGGGGACUUCAUUUUACUCGUUUACAUAACCUAACAUUGGUGCUUUCAUCCAGUACUCACGUUCUUGCUUCGAUGACGAAGGUUCAAGAACUCUCUGAGGAAUUGCAUUCCUUUCAACAACGUGUGGAGACAAAUUUUGAGGAACUUCGUGCGCAAGCAACACGACAAGAUGUUGAGACCAGAACCCAGAUUUCGUUGCUGGUUAAUCAAAUGCAACAGUUACAUGAUUCUCUCCUUGCUGAUCAAGCACAGCGGCACGCUUCGUCACAUCUCAAUACUCCAUCUCCUUCUCACAAUUCGCAUCGACCAGAGACUAUGGAGCAUCGUUCCUUACUCAAGGGUGUCCGCAUGGAAAUACCAGUUUUCAAUGGUCAUGAUCCUAAUAAUUGGAUCUUUAAAGCUGAACUGUUCUUCACUCUGCAGAUGAUUCCAGAAGAUUCAAAGGUAGCCUUGGCUGGGUUGAAAAUGGACGGCAAUGCUGCUUCCUGGUUUCAAUGGACUUUUAACACAGGUAAAGCUCGUGCUUGGUGUGACUUCACUUAUGCUCUUCGUCAACGUUUUGGUUUGCCUGGCUUUACCAAUUUAAAAGGAGCAUUAUCAAAACUGACCCAAUCCUCAUCUCUUCGUUUUUUUAUUCAACAAUCUGAGGCUUUGGUUAAUCAAAUUCCAGAUUUAGAUGAUGAUCUUCUUAUGAAUUUCUUUGUUUCGGGACUUCAAUCUGAGCUUAGAGGUGCUGUCCAAUUACGCGAACCUGUAUCCUUGCACCAAGCCAUUCAACUUGCCAUGGCUUAUGAUGAUCACUUUAGUGACUUAAAGAAUUCCUUUCAAGGAGCUCCAAAGAAAUUUUUUCCCAAACCGGUUCAAGUAACUGAGGUGUCUUCAGGUGGUUCCAACACUGCUACAGUUGCUCACGGUACUUCCCAUCCACAUUCCAAUCAACCAAGGUUGGCUUUACCACCAUCUAAUCAGUUGAAAAGGGUGUUUAAUGCUGAUUUACAUAAGAGGAAAGAAUUGGGCUUAUGCUUUACUUGUGAUGAGAAGUGGACUUCCAAACACAUCUGUAAGAACAAAUUGAUGUUAUUGGUGGGGGAAGAGGAGGAAUUACAGGAUGCUCAGGAGGAGGAAGAGAUUGUUUGGCAGGCUGAUAACUCAGUUGGUGAAUCUAAGGAUGCUUCACUACAUACUUUAAGUGACAAAAACCAUUUUCGUGCUUUGGUUUUCAAGUCAGCUUUGGGAGGUAGGCCAUUUUCUAUUUUAGUUGAUUCUGGCAGUACUCACAAUUUCAUCCAGAAACAACUAGCAAUUCAUCUGUCCUUACCUAUGUCUCAUUCACACAGAAUUAGGGUGUUUUUGGGUAAUGGUGCUGUAAUGUAUUCUGAAAAGAAAUGUCUGAAGGUUCCAUUGUUGAUUCAGGGAAAUUUGUUUGUAUGUGAUUUGUGGAUUUUGGAUUUAUCUGAUAUUGAGGUUAUAUUGGGCAUGCCUUGGUUGGAAGGUCUUGGUAAAGUAACUCAUGAUUAUAUAAGGAAGUCAAUGGAGUUUGUGUGGGAAGGUAGCUCUAUUUCUUUACAGGGGCAAAAUGGAAAUUCUGUUUCUUCUAGCUUGAAUGUUUUUCUCACUUCUGAGUGGGCAAUGUGCAAUUCUUUGCAUGUAGACCAGGAUUCUAAUUUGCAGGUCACCAACAUUCCUGGGUUGGCAGAAUUGGAACCAGCAAUUCAUCCUCUAUUGUGGUCCAUAUUGCUGACAUUUCAGAAAGUGUUUUCACUACCUGGUGGUUUACCCCCAUUUAGAGGACUAGACCAUUCAAUUCAUUUGGAGGAAGGCACCAAACCUGUCAAUGUUAGACCUUAUCGUUAUGGUCAUAGCCAUAAAUCUGAAAUUGAGAAACAAGUAUCCGAAUUAUUGGCAGCUGGUUUCAUUAAGCAUUCCCAUAGUCCCUUUUCAUCUCCAGUUCUCCUAGUCAGGAAGCAUGACAAUUCUUGGAGACUUUGCAUUGAUUAUAGGGCUCUUAAUGCUGUCACAAUUAAGGACAGAUUCCCUAUUCCCACAAUCGAUGAGUUGUUGGAUGAAUUAGGUGGCUCCACCAUUUUUUCAAAGUUGGACCUAAGAGCUAGCUAUCACCAAAUCAGGUUGCUACCCACUGAUUCUUACAAAACUGCCUUUAGAACACAUGAAGGGCAUUAUGAAAUUUUAGUUAUGCCCUUUGGAUUGACAAAUGCACCUGCUACAUUCCAAGCUGUCAUGAAUCAUCUCUUCAAACCUUAUCUCAGAAGAUUUAUUAUAGUUUUCUUCGAUGACAUAUUGCAAGCAAUUGAGUAUUUGGGACAUGUGGUAGAUGCCAAUGGAGUGAGUGCUGAUCCAAAGAAGAUUUCUGCCAUGCUCCAAUGGCCCAUUCCAAAAAAUAUUAAGCAGUUACGGGGUUUCCUUGGCCUCACUGGCUAUUAUCGAAGAUUUGUCAAGGGGCUUAAGCAUGCUAUGUCCCACACUCCUGUGUUGAGGUUACCCAAUUUUGAGGAAAUAUUUGUUUUAGAUACUGAUGCUUCCAACUAUGGUGUCGGGGUUGUUUUGCUUCAAGGAGAGCACCCCAUUUCUUAUUUUAGCAAAAAGCUAGGUCCUAGACUAGCAAGUGCUUCCACUUAUAUUAGAGAGCUAUAUGCUAUCACCACGGCUGUUAAACGUUGGCGCCAAUAUCUGUUGGGGUCCAAAUUCAUAAUCAGAACGGAUCAUAGAAGCAUCAAGGAACUUCUCUCUCAAACGAUCCAUACUACUAAACAACAAAAAUACUUGUGCAAACUGAUGGGAUAUUCUUUCCACAUUGAAUAUAAACCAGGCCAUUCCAACACAGUGGCUGAUGCAUUAUCUAGAAUCUUUGAUGAGGAUGCUGCUUUGCGAGUUUCCAUUUCUGAACCUGGGUUUGAUCUCCUUUCUGAAAUCAAACAUCAAAAUUUGCAUGAUCCUCAGUUAUUACAGUUGCAUCAGAAGUUAAGUGUCCAUCCCAAUAGUGAUCCUGAUUUGGUAAUUCGAGAAGGGGUGCUGUUUUACAAAGGUAAAUAUUUCAUUGGUUUUUCCUCAUCAUUAAUUCCUGUUCUGAUUAAAGAAGCUCAUUCUUCGUUAAUUGGAGGGCAUGCUGGUGUGUUGAGGACAUACUUGCGGUUAUCUGCUACAUUCUACUGGUUAUCUAUGAGGAAGCAUGUGAAAGAAUUUGUCCAAAAUUGCCACAUAUGUCAACAAGUGAAAUAUGAAACUUCAAAGGUGGCUGGCCUAUUGCAGCCUCUUCCAAUUCCAGAAGGCAUCUUUGAGGAUCUUUCUAUGGAUUUCAUUGUUGGAUUACCUCUUUCGAAAGGUUUCACUACUGUUUUGGUAGUUGUUGACAGAAUGUCUAAGUUUGCUUACUUUGGGCCUUUACCCACUUCUUUUACAGCUUCUACAGUAGCCACUCUAUUUUGUGAUUUGGUGGUACGAAUUCAUGGUUUCCCUCGUUCCAUCUUGACAGAUAGGGAUCAAAUUAUUUUAAGUAAAUUUUGGAGCCAUUUAUUCAAGCUAAGUGGUACUACUUUAAGGACAACUUCUUCCUACCAUCCACAAUCUGAUGGUCAAACAGAGGUGACCAAUAGAUACCUUGAGCAAUAUUUGCGUUUGUUUUGUUAUGAACAGCCCAGAACCUGGUGCAGUUUUUUGUGUUGGGCACAAUACCAUUACAACUCAGCUACUCAUUCUUCCAUAGGCAUGUCUCCUUACCAAGCAGUUUUUGGGAAGCCUCCCAUUAUGAUCCCUUUUUAUCCACGGGGUAUGAUCAAAUUAGAGGCCAUUGAUACCAUGCUGCAACAGCGAAAUGAUAUUUUGGUUCAACUCAAGGUACAAUUGCAGAGAGCUCAGAACCGCAUGAAGAUUCAAUUUGAUAAACAUCAUAAGGAGCGUUCAUUCAAUGUCGGAGAUAAAGUUUGGGCCCGUUUACAACCGUAUCGUCAGGUGACAGUUGAGAGAAGAGCCAAUCAUAAGCUUGCUAAAAGAUUCUUUGGCCCUUUUGAGGUUCUUCGCAGGUUGGGAGUUACUGCUUACGAAUUGCAGCUACCUCUAGGCAGCCAAAUUCACCCAGUAUUCCAUGUAUCUCAGCUGAAACCAUGUGUGGGUCCUCUGCCAAUUAUACCUCAUCCAUUACCUUCUUCAGCUGUGGAUAAUAAACCUGUUCAAGUUCCAAUAGCCAUCUUGGACAUGCGCCAUGUAUCCUGCCAAGGACAACAGCUGCGUGAAUUUCUGAUUCAAUGGUCCAACUCGGUUCCUGAAGAUGCAUCAUGGGAAAAAGAGCAUGAAUUGCGUCAUUGUUAUCCCUCUCUCGACCUUGAGGACAAGGUCAUUAUUGAAGGGGAAGGGAAUGUUAGGCUGAGAAGAUCAAAUAGGGAUAAAAAGCAUUCUAUCAAGUUAACUGAUUUUGUUGCUUGA